Odocoileus virginianus texanus is the source of this 2859-nucleotide messenger RNA. It is a transcript of the gene SLC37A4, whose product is annotated as solute carrier family 37 member 4. Gene Ontology annotation, biological process: phosphate ion transmembrane transport; glucose-6-phosphate transport. The record is from RefSeq and is a predicted model, not a curated record. Gene Ontology annotation, cellular component: endoplasmic reticulum membrane. Lineage: Eukaryota; Metazoa; Chordata; Mammalia; Artiodactyla; Cervidae. Gene Ontology annotation, molecular function: glucose 6-phosphate:phosphate antiporter activity.
CCCACGGGCCGUCCGGUCACGGUCCCUGAAGCCCCAGCCUGCCAGACCCGAGCCCAUACUGACGUCAAGGAUAAAGGCGAUCAGACCUCAGCCCCUAGCGGGGCUUUCGAUGUGACACUGUGUGUCUUGAGCUAGGGAGUUUCUCCUGCCUCGCCUUGCUUACAGUUCUGCAACUAUCAAUACACAGUUACACCCCACCGUGUGCUAAAAAGCAUCGGGAGUUACAGGGCUUGAAGUCAGCUCUGGAAGACUUGGAAGAGAGGUUGUUUGGCGUUCGUGUCUGAUUGAAUGUGUAUGUGUAGAAACUAACGCAGCACCUAGUGCGGUGCCUCGCAACCAGUAAUCCCUCAAUAAACUUUCCCUGAAUGAAUGAGGACACCGGGUUCCCUAGGAGCCGCCCCAGGCUUAAUGAUUGUCCAGAAGGAGGCUAUAAAGGGAGGCUGGGUGGAGGAGGGAGCAGAAAAAGCCUAACUCAGCAGACCUGGCACUGAGAGCCCGCCAGCCCCAGCCGUGGUCAGAGACUUUGUGUCCCAGCCAGUAGGGCCUGCUCCCUGCCACCAUGGCAGCCCGAGGCUAUGGCUAUUACCGAACCGUGAUCUUCUCGGCCAUGUUUGGAGGCUACAGCCUGUACUACUUCAACCGCAAGACCUUCUCCUUUGUCAUGCCGUCGUUGGUGGAGGAGAUCCCUCUGGACAAAGAUGACUUGGGGCUCAUCACCAGCAGCCAGUCCGCUGCCUACGCCAUCAGCAAGUUUGUGAGCGGGGUGCUAUCUGACCAGAUGAGUGCUCGCUGGCUAUUCUCUUCUGGGCUUCUCCUGGUUGGCCUGGUCAAUGUAGCCUUUUCCUGGAGCUCCGCGGUGCCUGUCUUUGCUGCUCUCUGGUUCCUCAAUGGCCUGGCACAGGGGCUGGGUUGGCCCCCAUGUGGCAAGGUCCUGCGGAAGUGGUUUGAGCCAUCUCAGUUUGGCACUUGGUGGGCCAUCCUGUCAACCAGCAUGAACCUGGCUGGAGGGCUGGGCCCCAUCCUGGCAACCAUCCUCGCCCAGAGUUACAGCUGGCGCACCACGCUGGCCCUGUCUGGGGCACUGUGUGUAGCUGUCUCCUUCCUCUGUCUCCUGCUCAUCCACAAUGAACCUGCUGAUGUUGGACUCCAAAACCUGGACCCCACCCCCUCCAAGGGCAAGAAGGGCUCCUUGAAGGAGGAGAGUACCUUACAGGAGCUGCUGCUGACCCCUUACCUGUGGGUGCUCUCCACUGGCUACCUUGUGGUGUUUGGAGUAAAAACGUGCUGUACUGACUGGGGCCAGUUCUUCCUCAUCCAGGAGAGAGGACAGUCUGCCCUCGUGGGUAGCUCCUACAUGAGUGCCCUGGAGGUUGGGGGCCUUGUAGGCAGCAUCGCAGCUGGCUACCUGUCAGACCGGGCCAUGGCCAAGGCAGGGCUGUCCAUCUACGGGAAUCCCCGCCAUGGCCUGCUGCUAUUCAUGAUGGCUGGCAUGACGGCAUCCAUGUACCUCUUCCGGGUCACUGUGACCAGCGACUCCCCCAAGGAUAUUGCUUUCUGGACUCCGGCUCUUCACCCUCUUGCUGAGCUCACAGGCUUUACAGAGAAUGAGCUCUGGAUCCUGGUGUUGGGAGCUGUGUUUGGUUUCUCCUCUUAUGGUCCCAUCGCCUUGUUUGGAGUUAUAGCCAAUGAGUGUGCCCCUCCGAACUUGUGUGGCACCUCCCAUGCCAUUGUGGGACUCAUGGCCAAUGUGGGCGGCUUUCUGGCUGGGUUGCCCUUCAGCACGAUUGCCAAACAUUACAGUUGGAGCACAGCCUUCUGGGUGGCUGAGGUGAUCUGUGCGGCCAGCACAGGUGCGUUCUUCCUUCUACGAAACAUCCGCACCAAGAUGGGCCGAGUGCCCAAGAAGGCUGAGUGAAGACAGUGCAGGCUCCAGAGCAUGCUGUCCUACUUGUGGCCUUUCCCCUCCGUGGUGGUAGGGAGGGAAAGAAGGGAGGGGGCCGUCUUCACUAGCACCUUUUACUUUCCCUUUCUGCUCCUUUUCCCUUAUCUACAUGGCACUGGAAGUUAUCAGUAGUUAAUGAGGUCCCAGCUCAUCUCAUCUCUAUUUAAAGGACAACCUUUGUUCUUAGACUCCAUUAGCUCCUAUUUCCUGCCUUCAAAUAGGAAACCCCCUGCACUCAGGAAGUCUCCUAUACCCUUCUUCCUCUCCUGAGCCCCACCCUGUCUCCAUCUCACCCCAUCCUCACCUGAGGUGAGGCAUCUCCUGCCUGCAGCAGCUGGGCAACCAUGGCCCGAGACUUCUGCCAGAGGGCCUCAGCAAGGAGGCAACUGCUCCUACCAAUACCUUGGAGUUCAGGGCCAAAAGGUCACUCUCACCAAUACAAGGAUACAAUAGGUGGGAGGAUAGAAAGAUUUGUUAUAGAGAAUUAAAACUAGAUUUGAUACUAACCUUGUCAGUGAAUCAUUCUUUCAGAAGGUGUAAUACAGAGAUAGCUUUGAGAAAUACUCCCUUAAUACCUGCAUUCUCUACCCCAAGAGAGCGAGGGAAAGCUGAAGGGUAAAUGGACUCCUUUAAGCUCCUGCCUCUUCUGCCUUCAACUUCAUACUGCAGAAUUCAAUGCACAUUUUUAGAGAUGACGCUACUGGGUGUCAGGCAGUUUAAAUAACUUGCUGGAGGGAGGCAACAGUAUAGUCAGAAAGUCUAGGUUCAAGGUCUACUUGAACCUCAAAGCUAGGGUAACUAGCUUUGAGACUUUGAAGCAGAGAGUUUGUACUUUGCUAAAUCUUGUCUGUAACACAAACAGGAUGAACAUCCUGAGCUAAGGGAGAGGAUGAAGUGAGAUAAAGCAGUAAAAUCUG